Molecule: messenger RNA, 2193 nt
Organism: Babesia sp. Xinjiang
Lineage: Eukaryota; Apicomplexa; Aconoidasida; Piroplasmida; Babesiidae
Product: Vacuolar protein sorting-associated protein 52 A
Exons: 2
Coding region: 1-2193 (730 amino acids)
Biological process (GO): retrograde transport, endosome to Golgi; endocytic recycling; Golgi to vacuole transport
Cellular component (GO): GARP complex
Molecular function (GO): syntaxin binding
Source: RefSeq, a predicted model, not a curated record
AUGGAGCGUGAUCAAAAUAUCGCCAAGCUCUUGGCAAUUUCGCCAGAAACUCUAGCUGACGAUCUGAUAUGGUACUUGGAAGGCUUUGACGCGGCUUCUUCUUUGACAGAUAUAGAACCAUGGCGCAACAAGCUUGUGAAGCAAUACUUCGAGAAUCCAGAGGAGGAGCAAAGGCAAGAAUCGGUUACAGAUACAGCAGUGGAUGAUGGUCAGAAAGAGUCGGAUGCUGAGAUGGACAUGGGUGUUAUACUGCGACUCAAGGAGAUUGUCAAGCGUGUUGAAGAUGCGAAACAACGUUGGCAGGAUAACAUGAUGGAAACAUUCAUGCGCCAUGAGCAGGAGAUAUGUGAAUUCUCAACAGACAUGAACUACUGUGACUCUACCCUCAAAUUAAUCGAGGAAGCGCUUAUGAAACAUUAUAAAAGUUUGGAAGCGGCCUCUACAGAUAUUAAAAAUCUCCACACGGAGUCUGCUGAAUUGUCUGCAUGUCUAGAUAACAGGCAGACAUUUGUGAAGGCACUAAAGUCAUUCCUUGAUGAUAUCGCAAUACCUCCACCACUCAUCAAGGCUAUAUGUAAUGGCCCUAUAGGAGAGGGUUAUGUUAAAUCUGUGGAACAGUUCCAGCAAAAGGUACACAAAAUGAAGACACAAUAUGAUAAUGCCCCUUACCCUGCGCUGCAGCCAACAAAAAUACAGCUGAAGAAAUUGGAACUUGUCAUAGUUGGCCGCAUAUAUGAUUACAUGAGAGUAGAAAUUGCUAAAUUAGCAACGCCAAAGGCCAAUAUACAAAUGAUACAGAAUACCCAUUUCAUGAAAUUAAGGCCACUUAUCGCAUUUGUUAAAGAGACUAACGCAAACUAUGCUGCCGAAAUCCAAAAUCAAUAUGCAAAGACGCUUAGAAAGAUAUAUUAUCACCUAUUUUCGAGCUACUAUACAGCUCUAGAGCAGUGUUGUACAAAAAAUCGAUACAAGGAUAUCGGCGUGCUAACUAAACGUUCUGGGAAAACACCUGGUGGAUAUUUCCUUUUAGAUGACAGGGAUAGAUUGGUGUUAACUUUCAGGGAUGACCCUAUGGUACCUACUGGAAUACAGCCUGAUAGCCUCAGUGUUGAAGUAAUAUUCAAGUCGUUCCUCAAACUAUUGGUUGACACUGCUUCAAGUGAAUAUAUCUUUAUCAGUCAAUUCUUUGAGCAAGGUCCUACAGCUAUGUUUACGCAUAUUUUUGAGGACACUAUAAUGUUUGUUCGUUCUCGUAUUGAGGUGCUCUUGAAGACGUCAUUUGAUGUGGUAAUGCUCACAACACUCACACUUCUUUUUGCUGCCAAUAGGCAGGUUAUGUUAGAUCGUGGUAUUACCGCUCUCGACGUUGCUUUGGGUAGAAUUCAAACGGAUAUAUAUUCACGUGCUAUGCAUCAUAUUCAGAAUAUGGCUAAAUAUGUCAUGUCAUAUACACUCCAGGCAUCGUCUAGUACAUUGGAAUCGUGGCUUCCAGGGGUACACGCAAUUAACCUGUCAAAUCUUGUGCACUCUAUACUACGGCUAAAGGCGACUCAAGAAUCAUUGGGAAUCACGCCAAUCUCAUUCGAUCCUUUGGACCAUCUCAUUCAGGUUGCUCUAGCUGCCUUGACCCUGAGGGGUAGGGAGCUGAAUAAUCCUAUAAAGAUGAACGUCUUUGUCAUUGCCAACUGUUCGGCGUUUCUGAAGACUCUAGACCAAUUCAGUAAUAGCGUUGCGGACUUUGAGUACACUAGAGACAAGCAUGUAAAGGCCUAUGCAAAUGCUUAUGUGCGUAUCCAUUUCAAAGGUAUCAUAGAACUUGCCAAUGUGAUCACUGACGAGGACACUGCGCUUACUCAACUAAGUGGAGAGGGUCAAGAAAAGGCAUCAUCGUCUAGCCAACAGUCGGCUGAAAUGCACGACGGCAGUCUUUCUAGAUGGCGCACGGCUGCUGAUGAGUUUGUAAACAGUGCGCGUGACAAAUUCCAUGCUAUACAAUCUAAGGUGCAACUGCAUUUCGUACAAGAUCAUGCAUACCAAUUGGUUACAGAUGCGGUAUUACAGACUAUCGAGUAUAUAUACGCUGCUUUUCACCAAAACGCGGAACGUAGAGCCAAACAUCAGCGACUGGAAUGGUUUGACAAGUUACCUGAUAGAACCAAGCUGCGUCCGUGGUUGUUGAACAGCCAAACAUGA